AUUUGUUCUCACUUGCAGAGUGUGUGUCUACGAUUAACGAAACUUCAGUAUCAUAUUUAUGGAUAAAAGUAUUAUAAAUAAUAGUGUUUUGUGCAUCGCAUCGUCGUUGUCGUCAUCGUCGUCUUCUUCUUCUUCUUCUUCUUCUUUUUCUACUUCUACUAUUCUACUAUUUCUUCUUCAUUGUGCUCGGAACCCAUUGAAUUAACGUCGAUGAAACGAUCAGGAAUAACGUCGACGAGGAAUCUGCGUCAUUUGCAGGAUACGAAGAUGUCAGAGAAGAAUUUCGAGAUGAGGGAAACAGCUGCUCGUAUCUGUCGAGAUUAUCUUCAUGGUGUUUGGAAACGAGUUACAGCAGAGAAUAUCACCCUUAAACGUAUCAGUGGAGGCCUCAGUAAUUGGCUUUACAACGUUCAGCUGCCAGACGGUGCUGUCCCGAUACGCGGCGAGCCGCGGCAAGUUUUAUUACGACUGUACGGUCAAGUACAUGGGGAAAGGGCGUUGGAAGGACUUAUCACCGAAUCGGUCAUCUUCACGCUACUUUCAGAGAGGCGACUUGGCCCAAAAUUACAUGGUAUAUUUCCCGGAGGCCGUAUAGAAGAGUAUAUACCGGCUAGACCAUUGUUAACUAAAGAAUUGUCCGAUCCAACAUUGAGCUUGAUGAUAGCUGAAAAAUUGGGACAGAUACAUACUAUGCAAGUUCCAAUUAGUAAAGAACCAACUUGGCUAUGGGAUACUAUGACCAAGUGGCUUGCUACGGCGACAGAUAUUUUAGAAAAUAUUGAUGAGAUUGAUCCGCGCCAACACGAUAACGUCUACGUUUUGCGAUCGAUCGAUCUCGAACAUGAGAUUAAUUGGUUCAGAGACCUCGUUGCACAAGAAAAACAUCCAGUCGUAUUUUGUCAUAACGAUAUGCAAGAGGGUAACAUCCUUCUUCGGCAAAAUUCGCGAAAGACCGAAUUGGUUGUUAUCGACUUUGAGUAUUGUUCCUACAACUACCGAGGUUUUGAUAUCGCUAAUCAUUUCAUCGAAUGGCAGUACGAUUACACAGCGGCGAAAUAUCCAUUCUUCCAUGAACGAACAGGGGCUGGACCUACGAAAGAGCAGAAGCUCGAUUUUAUCAAGAGUUACUUGAGAACAGUCCAGAAGGAAUCUCAGGCAGAAGAAGAACGUAUUAUGAUGGAAAUAAAAGUAUUUUCGUUAGCCAGUCACCUGUUUUGGGGCCUUUGGAGCAUCGUCAAUGCCAAAUUAUCUGAAAUACCAUUUGGAUAUUGGGAUUAUGCAGUAUGUAGGCUACAAAAUUAUCAAUGUUUGAAAGAAAAAUUAUUAAUUCCUGGACCUCCUACAUUGGAUGGUGCUAUUAGAAGAAAAAUAACGGAUACUGAUUGAAACAACGACGCUUCACUAUCAUCAGCGAGUGAAACUCUUCACCCUUUUGAGGGAAGUUUAAUUUUUAUCAGCCUUAGAUAUCAAUAUGCGCAAUGGAUGAACAUAGAAAACGUAACAGUAAAAAAUAUGGCUGAUAAAAGAGAUUUUAGAUCCAUCAUUGACAAAAUUAUCAACAUACAAAGACGAAUCUUUUCAUUUGACAUGUUUUUCAUGGAGAAGUGGAAAGAAUUCACGGUAAAAAGAUGUGAUAUAGUAUAAAUAAAUCGCUUCAUAAUCUUAUGAGAAAAGAUUUAACAGGUAAUCGGAAGUAUAAUGAGGAAUAGAAAAAUCGAAAGGAAUGGAUAAUAUUACAAACAAAAAUAUAAAAAAAAAAUUAAGAACAUAUGCAAAAAGCGAAGAUGAUGCACCGCCAUCA
Vespa mandarinia (Asian giant hornet) is the source of this 1801-nucleotide messenger RNA. Its product is annotated as choline/ethanolamine kinase. Gene Ontology annotation, cellular component: cytoplasm. Gene Ontology annotation, biological process: phosphatidylethanolamine biosynthetic process; CDP-choline pathway. Gene Ontology annotation, molecular function: ethanolamine kinase activity; choline kinase activity. Lineage: Eukaryota; Metazoa; Arthropoda; Insecta; Hymenoptera; Vespidae. The record is from RefSeq and is a predicted model, not a curated record.